Ciona intestinalis (vase tunicate) is the source of this 935-nucleotide messenger RNA. Lineage: Eukaryota; Metazoa; Chordata; Ascidiacea; Phlebobranchia; Cionidae. The record is from RefSeq and is a predicted model, not a curated record.
AAAUUUUAAAGGAGUUUUAAAACGUUAUGGCAUCUGCACCGAAUAUGGAUAAUACUGGAGCUGAAAAGAUGCAGCCACCGCCUUAUUCUGGUCCCUACCCGGGAGCAGAAAAUCCGCAAGCAGCGGGGGUUCCGUAUCAAGCUGCACCCCUAAACCCCAAUCCUGGAUACCCCCAACCCCCACCGGCCCAGGGGCCAGGGGGUUACCCUCAACCCCCACCUGCCCAGGGGCCAGGAAGUUACCCUCCGCCCCAGGGGGGUUACCCGGGCGCCCCUUCAAUUCAAAUUUAUCAACAACAACAAAACCAACAACAGCAGUAUGGGGGACCGAACCAAGUCACUUAUGUAACAACUACCACUAACAAUUCAUCGUUCAGUGGAAUGAAAGCAGCUAUUCCUGUUAUGCCGAUGUGGUGUGCAGUUACUCUGUGCGUGGUCAAUUGUCUUUUUCCUGGAUUGGGUACCAUUAUCGCUUCUUUCACCGUUUUCUGUUGUGCGAACGUUGGACAGCAAACAAGUUCUAGCUGUGGAAUAUUCUGCUUGAACUUUUGGGUUGGCUGGCUACAAAUGAUCACAUUGUUUGUUUUCCUCAUUGGUUGGGUAUGGAGCAUCAUGUGGGGAGUUUUAUUCAUUGGACUUGCAACCGAAUACGGAAAGCCGCCAGCAGAAACAGUCACUACUAUGACAACAGUACCGAUCUCCCAUGUGCAGGUUCCCAACAUUGUACACCAACCACCAGGCGUUUACCCUGCUGCUGGCUACGGCACUGCCGAACAGCAACCUAAAUAAGCAGUAGAGUUCUGUGGGGUAAUAUGGGACACCUUUACCACAUAAUAUCCAAAUAUCCUGACCGUGUUUUAAACAAUUAAGAACAGUCUAUAGGAGUUGUGAGGAUAUGGUUUUAUAAUUAUUUGAAUGUUCUUUUAAUACUACCAA